AUGGGCUCCCACGUCAGCGAAACCCCGGCCCUGGCCACGAACCCAAACUUCAUCUUCUUCACCGACUUUGACGGCACAAUCACCCUCGAAGACUCCAACGACUUCCUCACAGACAACGUAGGCUACGGCUACGAGAACCGCCGCGCGGGCAACGUCCUCGUCCUCGAGGGCAAGAAGCACUUCCGCGACAGCUUCCAGGAGAUGAUGGACUCGGUCAAGCUCCCCUUUGACCAGUGCAUCGAGUACCUCAAGAAGAACGUCAAGCUCGACCCCGUCUUCAAGGAGUUCUACACCUGGUGCCGCGCCAACAACGUCCCCGUCGUGAUUAUCUCCGGCGGCAUGCGGCCUAUUAUCCGCGCGCUGCUCGUGCAGUGGCUCGGCGAGGAGGAAGUCGAUGGGCAUAUCCAGAUUGUGAGCAACCAGGUUGCGCCGCGCGAGGGCAAGGCCAGUAUCAACGAGGAAGGAGGGUGGCAGAUUGUCUACCAUGACGACAGCAUCCAUGGACACGACAAGUCGAUUGAGCUGCGCAAGUACUCGUCGCUGCCCGAGCGGCCCGUCAUGUUUUAUGCUGGUGAUGGUGUUUCUGAUUUGUCUGCUGCGCGCGAGACGGAUUUGUUGUUUGCCAAGCGCGAUAAAGAUCUCGUCGCCUACUGCGAAAAGGAGGGCAUCUCCUUUGUCACCUUUAACGACUUCUCCGAUAUCCUGUCCACGGUUAAGCAGAUUGUUGAGGGCAAGCUCAGCGUCAAGGACGCCGCGCGGGGACGUAUCCACUAG
Colletotrichum paranaense is the source of this 774-nucleotide messenger RNA. Its product is annotated as 2,3-diketo-5-methylthio-1-phosphopentane phosphatase. Lineage: Eukaryota; Fungi; Ascomycota; Sordariomycetes; Glomerellales; Glomerellaceae. Gene Ontology annotation, molecular function: phosphatase activity. The coding region runs from base 1 to 774 and encodes 257 amino acids. The record is from RefSeq and is a predicted model, not a curated record. The transcript is spliced from 2 exons.